CAGUAAACGUGAUAAGGGCGCUAAGAGGAAAUGUACCUCCCGCGCGGAGCUUUAAAAGCCACCACCGCCUCCAGGUCGGUCCAGUCUGCAGCACCAUGUCGAGACAAGCAGUGCUUUUGGGAUUGCUGGCGCUGGUCGCGGCCGCGCGGUGCCAGGCCGACGUGGAGGUGCCGGCGGAGGAGUCGCUUGAGGCGCGCCCCCUCGGCGGCCUCCUGCAGGCCCUCGUCAACAACCCCGUGUGCCAGGGCCGCGCCACGUCCUGCUCCGCGGACUGCACCUCGCUGGUCAAGUGCGCCUACGUGACGGACGUGUGGCAGUACGUGGUGACGUCCAAGUGCCCGGCGGCCACGCCGUACUGCACCCUGGAGGGCAACGCGGCCUCCUGCACCGCCACGCCCCCCUCCAGCGGCGCCACCUGCAACCCGGCCCCGCCGGACCCCAUCCCCGCCAACGCGUACAACUGCUCGGCGGACGGCUACUGGCCGGACCUGACGUCGUGCACCAGGUACUACCUGUGCGUGGGCAACAACGCGUACCGCUUCGACUGCAGCGCCUUCCCCGGCACAGUGUACGACCAGCGCACCACGCACUGCGUGCCCAAGAGCAGGGGCACCUGCUACACCCUGCACUGCACCGACCCCAAGCCCAACAAGCCCGUGCAGUACCAGGUGUACACCCCGGCGCCCUGGAUCUACGCCGUGUGCACCAGCAAGGACGCCUCCAAGGCCCUGGUCGGCACCUGCGGCGACCAGCGCCUCACCAUGGACCAGAGCGGCGUGUGCGUGGAGCGCUGCGACCAGGAGGGCCGCUUCUCGCAGCUCGGCGCCGCGGCCGGUGGCAACGGCUUCGUGGACUGCGUGGCUCUGAGCAGCUCCAAGCUGAGCGCGCCCACGCCGGGGGUCUGCCCCACCGGCACCACCUUCAGCGAGGCCCAGGGCCAGUGCGUCGUCUGACGAACUUUCAGGCCGGACACCCCGAUUGCCAGGAAAGUUGGAGUGAUGGUAGACUCCAAGGUGUCAAAAUUGCUCUUAUCCCAUUUGUCCACACUAAUUUCGAAAAACAAACCCAGAGAAAUGAACUGAGAACUUCACCGAAGGAUUGUGUCUCAUCAAUAAAAAUUACUGAGCAGAAAUAAAAAGGUUUUUUUUUUCGGA
Molecule: messenger RNA, 1154 nt
Organism: Thrips palmi
Lineage: Eukaryota; Metazoa; Arthropoda; Insecta; Thysanoptera; Thripidae
Exons: 2
Coding region: 96-953 (285 amino acids)
Cellular component (GO): extracellular region
Molecular function (GO): chitin binding
Source: RefSeq, a predicted model, not a curated record